AACAUAUGUUUUGUUCAGAUUUUAUUUCUUGACUUAUAACAAAUUAAUGAAAAAAAAAAAACACUUAAGCAAAAUCUUCCGCUGCAAAGUUUACCACGACAUGUUUUGAUGCGUACACAACAUUAACGAUAUUAGGUUUUUUGCUAUAGAAAAUAAUGGAUAUGAAAAUUACUCGGAGUAAUACCUGAUAUUAUUUAGCAAGUGUAUAUUUCGAUAUCAACGUAUUAGAGCGCGUGUGCAUAUUGCUGUGUGUGGGUGAACUAAAGAUAAAGCCCGUCCUAAACCUAUUUUUAAAUUUUACUCGACACAGAAGCUAAAAAAAUAGUUCAAUAUAGAUGUUAUUCGUUAUUAUCGAUAAAGUCUCAUAUCCCGAUCGAUGGUGGGCCCUUGUUCGUUGAUCGCGUAGCUCGUAAACAAGUGAGCUUUCCCUGCUUGAUUUGAAAAAUUGAGCUGAUGUCAGUAGUCGCGCGGCGAUACUGGUUGCUUACGAAUAAGAUUGUCGAUAAUUAACAUUUUAAUUUGUAGAAAUGAUUUCUCCAUAUCACUUUCUAUCCUCGCUUUCGCGCCCGGAUAGAUAUAUUUCAUACAUAAUAUGUGUAAAUAUAAUAAUUAAAAUCUUUUACAGUCGAAUUUCGCGGUAUUCGCGAUGCUCUUCAACCUGUGGUCUCGUAAAUUUAAUUGUUCAAAUGUCCAUAAUACUUUCGUAAGGUAAAAAUCCAUCCAAAUCCCGGGUGGAGCAAAAAAUGACGAUAAUGUUGAGAUUAAAAUGUUAAAAUGAUGAAAAAAUAAUGGAAAAGUCGUCAUUUUGAUGCCGUGAUGUUCUGCCUAGCGGAUUCUCGAUGAAUUUUCAGUUACAACGGAUAAGUUAAUCGCAGAAAUUUCCCUUUUCGUCGACGGAGAAGUUCACCAUGAAAAAGGAGAGAGGAAUAAAAAAGAAAAAGAAACAUAGUUUUCGUCGGGACAACCCUCACGAAAAUAUUUGUGGAAUCGACGCUUUCUUACGCAGAUUCUACGUCUCAUCGGGAAUAUACUUUUACCAAAGACAUUUGUGUUAAACUGCCUCUAAUUCGCUGUAACAGAAGAACGAGGAUUAGCCGAAAAACUUUCGCGAGCAGAAAAAGCGACACGCGUUUGCGGGAGAUAUACGUGCGCGCCUGUCGCGAUCGAUGGGGGCGAUAAUUGCCGCAACAAGUGGGGGGCAAAAACAAAUACGCCGCACGAUAUGUUUCCACUUUCAUCGGCUUUAGUUUUUGCGAAGCGAAGAUUCCGCUUCGGCGACGCGAUUUCUCGAGAACCGUGUGACAAGGCCGACCGUCUCGUCAAACGAAUGUUUGUGCCUUGAAAUCAAUUUCUGACUGCCGUCGCCGACGCCACUGCCGUCGCUUGCGCCGCCGCCGUCAACUUUCACUUAUCCCAGCGACCGACUUGUCGUGUUUUAAUCGCACAUGGCGAAAUGGAACGGAAGAAGUUAAUAACAUGGAAUGACCGAGGCAUCUUAUUGAUAAUGUGCUUCUUCAUUACGUUGAUUAUAUUCGCUACGGCGUAUGAUCCGGAUGACAAGUCCCUGAAGGAUAUUCUGCUGCCCGAGGGUCAAUUCGAGGCGUUUUAUCUGAAAGGCAUGCAAGAUGAGGAACAAAAUGCCGCGAGACCGCCUCAUCUUCACGGAUCUUUUCAUCAGUAUCGAAAUCCUGCCCUGGUUGGUGCUCCGAACAGCGCUGCCUACGGAUUUCGCUUCGACGGGAAACGCCGCUUCAAUUUCAAAUGAAUUAUUAUCGACAAUCGCAUUUUUACUCCAAGUCCUAUAAAUAUUAACUUACGUUCUCAGAAUGAGGAAUUAUAGUUGUCGUUGAAACACAAAAAUUAAUACAUAGGUGCCUGGCGAUUAGCAGUGGUUAGUGAUUAGCGGUAAAUCAAACUUAUGCUUAUCCGAGACCGUUGAUAUAUGAUAAGAAAAUUUCAAGAUGAUAUUAUGUCAUUUUUUCAGCGAGAAGAGAAAAUUGUGAAAAUUUAGUUUUCAGGACUAGUAAGUAUAAAUGCGAUCGAUGUAUUUUCGAAUACACAUAUGUGUUUUCUUGGCAUAUGAGAUAAUAAAGUGUGAUU
Dinoponera quadriceps is the source of this 2100-nucleotide messenger RNA. RefSeq lists its product as uncharacterized. Lineage: Eukaryota; Metazoa; Arthropoda; Insecta; Hymenoptera; Formicidae. The transcript is spliced from 3 exons. The record is from RefSeq and is a predicted model, not a curated record. Bases 1454 to 1765 code for a protein of 103 amino acids.